Molecule: messenger RNA, 759 nt
Organism: Fusarium keratoplasticum
Lineage: Eukaryota; Fungi; Ascomycota; Sordariomycetes; Hypocreales; Nectriaceae
Product: DNA replication complex GINS protein PSF2
Exons: 2
Coding region: 1-759 (252 amino acids)
Biological process (GO): DNA replication; double-strand break repair via break-induced replication
Cellular component (GO): GINS complex; nucleus
Source: RefSeq, a predicted model, not a curated record
AUGGCAUUGCCGCUACCUUCGGGGCUGAUCCCCUCCGAGGUCGCCUUCUUGUGCGAAAUGGAGCUCGUCACCGUAGUUCCCCGUCAGCGCCUCGAGAGCAUUGAUCUUCUUGGUGGCUCAACACCGACUCUUCGACCGCCGCAUCGAAGUAAUCUGCCGCUAUGGCUUGCGAUCCUACUCAAGAAGCAGAGACGAGCGAAUAUUGUGCCGCCGCCUUGGCUCCAUCCCGACUCCCUACGCGACAUCAUCAAUCACGAAAUCAAUAUCGACCCCAAAGGCUGGGCGCCGCCCCCGCCACCACCCGUGCGAGCAGACGGCCAAGGGAAUGCGCGAAGAUUAAACCCAUUUGGAAUGGAUGAUACUGUUUUGUCACCGCCGUUUUUGCCGUCUUGCACCUCAGAAGCACCCCCAGGAGCCUUGCCCUACCACUGGUUUGAGGUCGCAGAGAUGCUCCUCGCGCACGCCCAAGAUGACAUCACAUCCUCAUCCGAGGUGCGGUCUCUUCUACGUGACUUGCAGGAGGUGAGAGCUGCCAAGAUGCGGUCCAGUACGGCUCAGCUGGAGAGCGGCGUGGAUGGCGUCAUGAGUUUGCGAGGAGUGGGCGCUAUGGAGCUUGCAGAGAGCAGAGGCUUCGUCAUUGGUGUUGUUGAAGGAGUGAGAAAGAUUGGUGCGAGUGUGGAAGUGUCACGAAGAGAGGAAGAUGAAGAACGUGGCGGUCGGGAGUCUGAUGAGGCGAGCGACGAGGACAUGGGACUGUGA